ACACCAUAUAAUAUUCAGUUGAGAAACAUGUACAAACAAAAUAAAUGCUGCUUAAAUUAUAAUUCACAAGCAAAUAUAAUCGAUCGAUUAGUACAUGUACAAGCAACACAAUCAAUUUUAUUAAAAAGCCUUAGUUAACCCAGAAAAUAAGUAAUAUUCACCGAUUAGUAAAGCUUGUCCAACACCCCUUAGCCUUGACGCUGGCUGCACACGUUACCCAACACUCUUUGCAGAAAACAAAAUAGGCAACGCAGUGAACUUCAUAACAAUUCCUUAGCUAACUCAACAGCAGGAUAUUCUCUAUCAUUUUGAAUGUGCACAUCAAGGGAGUAGCACAUAGAAUAUUUAAUCCGGUUAUCUUUCUAAAGGUUCCAGCAUUUUUAGAAAUUAAAGUGAGAGCCAAUCACAUACUAAUAAGCUAAAUUUUUGGGGCUUGACUGAAUUUCUUAAUGUGUAAUGGAGCUUUCCACUUGGAAGAAGGUGCUCUUGAAAUGGGUUAGGGACUGUGAGCUCAUCGAACCAACUCCAGUGUGCUUGGAUGAUCUAGAGCCCGAAAUUUUCUUUUCGGCAUACGCAGACCGCGUGAAAUAUUUGUCGUCCUUCAAUCCAGAGUCUGCAAGUAGCCCACUGCUUUAUUUUUUGGAAGAGAAUUUUCCCAAUUUCGAGCCCCAACUAAAACAAAAUGGCAGCAUCGCUGCCAGCGAUUACGCCUAUGUAUAUUCUCUUCUAUGGCGAUACGCCAGCGAUAACGGCGGCAUCGACUAUAUUCCGGACGGUGUCUUUCAAGAUAAUUAUAUUGAAAACUGUAUUGAACUCUUCACUCGAUACAUCCCAGAUAUGUCCAAUCUAUCGAGAGUUCUUUUGCACGAAUGCAUCACCCGGAUGCCCUCCGGUUUUCAAGAAGAUUCUCCUGAGCAUAAUGGCGAUAGCGAUUCGUCGGGUUGCGGCUGCGGCGAAUAUGUGAUGGGUGAAGAAUGUGUGAGCGAGGCCGCUGAUGAAAACGAACUCGAUUAUAUAGAGGACGAAGCCAUCGAAGAAGGCGACUCUGAUGGGGCCGGCGAAGCAUCUGAAUACAUUGGGGGAGAGGCCGUCGAAGAAAAUGUGCCCUAUUUUAUUGGGGACGAGGCAAACGAAGAACGCAACUCUGAUGAGCCGCGCGCAGUGUCUGAAUACAUUGUGAAAGAAGCUGACGCAGAAAAUGAAAAUCAAGCCGAUUAUACAGAAAAAGAAUCUGGCGGGGAACUCGAUUCUGAUGAGGCCGACGAAAAAUCCGAAUACUUUGAAGAAGCCGUCGAAGAAAAUGAAAAUGGACAAGAUUAUGUACAGGAAUACAACUCUGAUAGUGAGGCCAGCGAGCAAGCCGAAUACCUGAAUAGUCCCGAUUAUAUAUUGAACAAAACCGUUGAGGAAUACUACUCAGAGGGCGCCGAAGAGGAUUCGGAUUCUAUCGAAGAGGACGCCGAAGCAUAUGAAAAUGAACCCAAUAUUCUAGACGAGACGCCUGAACCACAGAAAUCUCAAACUGAAGAAGAGAAUUUUGAAAAUGAGCCCGAUCAUAUCGAGAACGAAGCCACAGAAGAGCAUAGCCCUGAUAAUGAGGCGAGUGGAGAAGCCGAUUACGUAUUAGACGAAGCCGCCGGAGGACGAGAACCCGAUUACAAGGAUAACAAAGCUGUCGAGGAAAGCAUCCAUGAAUGCAAUUUACCAGAAAACAGUUCGUUGACCCCGACCAGGCUUCUACGUAAACACAGCCGUUCUUGGCGCACCUUCGCCAACCAGGCUGACGUCCCUCCUCUGCCCACCAGCAGCAGUUCAGGUGUCGAUACCGAAGAGAAGUACUGUUUGAUGGAUAAAGACCCAUAUGAAAACGCGCCUCCAGGCAAGGAUCUGCUUGGCAGCAACAAUAGCAUUAGAACGGAGAGAGACGUUCUGAUUGAUAACCAGCCAAAUGAAAAGAUGCCGACAAAAACGUAUUCCAAGUCUAGGGUAGCUCUGUUCCGCGAAAAAGGUUCCUCUCAAUCGGAGCCCAGCAUUCUUUAUAAUAUAUACACGUUGGCCACCAUCGAUACAGAUUCCUUGCGAUCUAGCGAGGAGGAGGACGAGGACGAGAAAUGCGUUGGCGAUAAUAACAACAACGAACAGCUUGAAGCCAAAGCAAGCAAUACCUUGGUGCAGUCGAAUAAAAAGGAACUGGGGAAUUCUUCCAGUUCAAAAUAUCGCAGCGCGGACGAGAAUGCAGAGGGUUUCAUCGAAAAUGAAAUACUACAAUUGGACAUGAUGAAUAGGAACGUAGACAAGGAUACGCUCAUUGAACUGCUUAAAGAUCAUAUAAGAGCCUUACAAACUAGCAACGAUGAGCUAACCAAGAAGAUGCAAGUGUCCGACUCGAACGCACAGUCGUACUUGGAACGCAUUCACGAACUGCAGGACCUCGUGGACAGUGCGGACGGGAUCGUGAUGGACAGGGAGCGUACGCUGGAAGGUCUACGCUCAGACUGCGAAGCGCUAAAGAUGCGCCUGCGCAGAGGCAGUUUUGAGCUGAAUGACACCACGGACGAUAUUGGUGUUAGCACGGAAGAGAAAUCACAAUCGGCUAAGCGAAACGAUUUGGUGGAGGCAUUAGCUUCUGCGGAGAACGAACGCAUGAGAUUCAAGCAAAAUGUUUUGGGGCUUAUUCGGACGCACAACGUGGAGAUGCCGGAACUGCCACUGAACGACGAUUCGAUACCAACGCUCUUUGGCCUUAUUGAGUAUACCAUGGACCAGAUGGCCGCAAAGUAUGAAUCGCAUAACCAGACUUUGCCAGCCAAUGAAACGCUGAACGUGGAGCAAGCCGCCUGCUUGACGGCAUCGCAUAAUCAGAGGGACGAGCAGCCGGCGUUCGUAGGGCGAUCGGUGCAACUGGAUCAAGAUCCCAUGGCUCUGUACCAGCAACAGAUUCAAGCCCAGAACGCGUUCGCCGCCGAAAUGCUCCAAAUAUUAGCCGAUUACAACAAUCUAGCCGUCGAGCCAGACGAUGAGCCCGGCGACGUUUUCCAUCAGUUGCGCAAACAACUCGUCCAUUUUGUGGCCAACUACAGAUGUCUGGAUACCCUAAACACGCAAUUGCAAAGCACAAUGCCGGCGACGAUGGAUGCGUUGAGUGCCUACGAAACGAACAUCCGAAAGAUGCUGCUGGAAGUGGAAAAUAUCUGCAAUGUGUCGUCAAUGAGCCAAGAGACAGGCAUGAAUGCCUUGGAGCAGCUGCGGCUGCAGAUAGAACAAUUUAUGUCCGAUUUCAAGGGGCUGGAGGCGACCAGCGUGCACUUGACCAGCGAAUACAGGAGCUGCCUGAUGCAGUACAGCGAUCAGCAGCAGAAUCGCCUAAGGUUGGAGCAUUAUAUAAAGUAUCUGGAGGAACAGUUGGAUUACAAAACUAGCGAAUGCAACUGGUUCGGGCAGGAGUUAACGCACCAGAUCGCAUAUAUCAAUAAGCUGGAGUCCGAGCAGGACAUGUCAGAGAUUUCAGACGAGCAGGAGCUCCACAAGUACCACCAGAAACUGGGUUCAGUGCUGGGCCGGCUCAAGGCAAAGAUGAUUAAUUACGUAUGCGGCAUGGUCCGCCUAAAUGUGAAUCUCAACAUGCCCCUGGUCAUAGAUAAUCAAAUGCUUGUCGUGCACCAGCGCCGACUGACCUUAUUACUAGACGAUAUCAAAAACAACGUAAUGGAUCACAUCGCACAGAUUGCCCGAAUAGUCUCGGACUACAAGCUGCCCAAGUACGAGAUGCAGCUGAUCGACGAGGAGAAUCAAAAGACACUGGUAGAUGAGCUGCAGCAACAGCUAAGCGCUGCUAAGGAUCAAAAUAAACAGCUGGAGCAGGAGCUACAGUCGGCCAUUCAGCAGGACAAGUAUUCGGUGCUUAAACAGGAGCUGAGGAUUGCACGCCAUGAGCUGAACGAUAUGAAAAACGAAAAUCUGCAGCUGAGCCACAGACUCUUUGUCUCCCGGCGUGGUGGCGAAUCGAAGGGAUUGGAGAAGCAGCUGGAGACUUACAAACAAUAUUCAUCGGAGCUUGAGUCGAAACUCAAUGAUGCCUUCGAUUUGGUCAACGAUCGGAAUCGCGAACUAGAACACUUGGCCAAUAUGUUCACCGAGCUGAAAGUAUCGCUAACAAAUAUGGAUCAACGCGUUAGGCAGGCAUGUCCUGUGGAAGGUACUUCAUUUGUGGUCGUGGGGCAGGGCCGGGAUUUCGCAGAGCUACAGCAACACGUCGAAUACUUGGAGCAGGAGCUGGUUAUAAGCCAAGAGCUAAGCACUAAUAAGCAAUCGGAGCUGCAAGUGCAGUUACUGGAACAACAGAAGGCUGCCGCAAUAGAGCUAGAUGCCCGAGAUUCUGCCAAUCAGCAGCUGUCCGAAAAGCUGGAAGUAUGCCGGGUACAGGUUGAAAGCUUAGAAUGCCAGCUGAAGCAAAGCCAAGCACCAAGAGAGCAUCAAUGGCAGUCGGCACUGUCUGUUGAUCAGCUUGGCGGCUCCAGAGGGAGGCUCCAGCAGCCGUCAAGCGUCGAGAGCGGGCUGAGCCAGCAGCUGGAAGGCCUACAGCUCCAGCUAAAGAAGAGAGAAGAGCAGCUGCAGGCCGCACAAGUGGACCUGCAGAAGGAGCAGAGCGAACGCCAGAGGCUAGCUGAAAAUCUGACCGACUACCAACAGCUGGUGGAAGAAUUACAGCAACCAUCCAAUCAGGAUUGGCAGAUGGAGUGCCAGCUGUUUGAGGCGCAUAAAGAGAUCGAGGUACAAAAACGGGAGCGCCUGAGACUGGCUAGAGCCGUCACCCAGUAUCAACAGAAGGUGGAGCAUCUACAGCGCCAACUGGAACGUGCCAAGAACGGCAAAUUGGCUUCGGGCCUGGUAGAUCAGCUAGAGAUGGUGAUGCAGGAGCUGCAAGAUGCCAACUACGCGAAUAUGCAGUUGGGCCGCGAGCUUCUUAGCUAUCAAGAGCAAAAAGCAAACUUACAGGAACAGCUGACUAUGUCCCAGAGCCACAACUGCCCAAGUCAGCAGGAAAAGAAACUGGUCGAGAAGUUGACAAUCGCACGUGAAGAAGUGCAGAAACUGAAAGUGGUAAAUCACAAGUUGGUGAAGACGGCCAGGUAUUACCGAGAUCAUGCUGAACUACUGCAGGAACAGAUGGGUGAGAUGCGAAGACGCGAAACGAAUGCAUUCCAAAAUGAAGCUCGACUGACCGCCGAACAUAAGGAUUGGCUUGAGAAAAAUCUGGCUACCUAUAAGAAGCGUGUUAAAAAUCUACAGCAGCAGAUAAAGGAGCGCGCUGUCCAGCUUAAGGAUGCCGAGCAGCAGGCAAGGACAAUUGAGCAAUUGCAAAAACAAUUGAUAAUGACGCAGCAGAAACUGAGGGAGAAGCCCAAAACUGUCACAAUGGAUCAAUCUGGACUAGAAGACGAACUGAAUACCGCCUACCACGAAAUAAUUGGGCACGCGUCCCACCAAAAGGAGCUCGCCCAGCAAAUUGUCAGCUACAAGGUAAGAAUUGAUCACUUGGAAAAGCAAUUAAAGGAUGCUCGGAGCAGCAGAGCUACUGCGUCGGGGGUAGAAGACAAGGAUGAGCUUGUCAAGCAGCUGGAAAUCGCCCGCAGGCACAUGUACGACCAGGACUGCGCACAGCUAAACAUGAGCGAGAAGCUCAGCAAUUACAAAAUGCGUUUGGAGAGCAUGCAGGAACAGUUGGAAAAGGCUCAAGUGAUAAAGGCCAAAGUACAAGAUGAACUGAAUCGCGCCCAGGAGCAUAUAAAGGCAAUGCAGGCACAGCAGCUGGAUCUGCAAGUGAAAUUGGACAGUUCAAAGCAGGAGACGGCAACCGCAUAUGGUCAGCUAAAUGAUUUGCAGCAGCUGCAACUGCUGACGUUGGAGCAAUUGGAAGACCUCAAAAAGCAAUUCGACAAGGUUCAGCAGGAGUUGGCCCAUGCGCAGGAAGUGCAAGCGAACACUGUAGAGAAGCUAGAUAAAGCGGAGAAGAGAUUGGAGAAGCCGCUCGAACAACUUGCAGAGGCUGAACAAAAGCUGCAGCGCAUAGAGUAUGUUGUCCAAGAGUACGACGCACUCCAACAGGAGAGGACAAAUUUGCAAGAGCACAUUAAAGAGGAGCAGGAGAAAUAUUUAGCUCUGACGGAGGGCCAAACAAAGCUGAUGGAGGAGAAGCGUGCGGAAAUAGAACGAGAGAUUGUUAAGCUACAAAAGAAGCUAGAGCUGAAGGACUUUCAGCUUAAAGCGCAAAAGGCUCAGAUCAGCGCCUUCGAAAGAAGAGUGGAGAAGUCGCCGGAGCCGAUCAGCAGCACGCACGAUUUGGCGCAGGCCAGGCGUGCGCUAGUCAAGCACAAGGAGCACCUGGCCGCAUUGCGGCAAGAAAAGAACACUCUGCAGAAGGAAGUGAAAGCCUACAAGGAACAGGCUAAAUGUGCCGAGCGGGAGCUAGCCACAUUUCGGCAGCAGCACGCGCGCUCCAUGGAUGAAUAUACGGCAUCUGUAUGCGAUAUAAGGCGUCUAGAGAACUCGCUCCACCUGGCCCAGUUUGAACUGCACAGCCUGCAAGCUAAGCUGGCGCUCACCGAUAAUGAAAUAAUGCGUCUAACACUUCAAGUGGGUGACCUCAACGAGGCGAUUCAACUGCAGAAGUUGCACUCGGCCGAGCUGUUGCAACAACUCUGUGAAAAUGAAGAUUCGCUCGCAGAAUUCAAAAAGCAAAUGGCUACCGAAUCUAAAGUCUACAACGUGGCCCAGAAGAAGCUGGACAGUACGCUUCAGGAGCUUAACACCCUGCGAUUGCGCCAGAAUCUGGUGAUCGGCCACCUACAUGGUCGCCUUGGCAAGUUGCAAUCGGAGGGCCGAGGGAUCGCGCAGCGAGAGUAUAAUACUCGCCGCAUCGUCAAGAGCCUGGAGGUCAAGUUGGCCAAAUUGAGAAAGGACCUGUCUGACAUGCGCUUCUCCAACGAGGGUCUGGUACUAGAGAGGGCAAACUAUUUGCAUCGCAUAAGUGUUAUGCACAGAAAGAUUGAACAAGAUCGCGACAGAAUGGAGCAUCUACAGACCAAAUGUGAGCAGCUGCAGGAGCAAUGUGGCCAAAUGAAGGCCAAACAACAAUCGACCAUCGGGAUGUCACAGACUGUGCUGUCCAUCGAUCCUAAGAAAACAGGCCGCAAGGCCGAACAUUUUCAACGCAGCCUGGAUUAAACUGAAUACAGAUUUUGCUGCGGAUUUUUGUUAUAAAUUUUCAUAAAAUAUUUAUAAUUUUAAAUCGACCGAAGAAAAAAAAACCGAACGAAAAGUUGAACAUUAUUGACGCCUGGUUUUUACACUUAU
This is a messenger RNA of Drosophila virilis, 7353 nucleotides long. RefSeq names its product putative leucine-rich repeat-containing protein DDB_G0290503. The record is from RefSeq and is a predicted model, not a curated record. NCBI's taxonomy places the organism in Eukaryota, Metazoa, Arthropoda, Insecta, Diptera, Drosophilidae.